AUGAAGCUGACUCUUGUCUCCGUCUCGAGCCUCCUCGUCUGCGUGGCUUCGGCUCUCAGCAUCGCAGGUCCCAGGGGGCGGUGCAUUGGUCCUCCCGUGAACAAUGCCACGCUCGACAUCGUCAAAGAAUACAAAGGCUUCUUGCCACUGCCGAAGAAGGACAAGGCCAAGAGAGUCAAGGUCGGCUACGGGCACCGAUGCCACAACGAGACGUGCGCCGAGAUCGGGUUCCCGUUCCCCCUGACGCACGAGACGGCAACCGUCGUCCUCCGAAAGGACAUUGUGACUGCUCAGAAUUGCGUCACCGUCUACCUCGACGGAAAGAGGAAGCUCAACAUGAACCAGUACGGCGCGCUUGUGAGCUGGGCCAACGACAUUGGCUGCGCGGCCGCCAGGAGGUCCCUCCUGCUGAGGAGCCUGUACAACGGGCGCGACGCCAACAGGACCAUCGUGAGGGAGCUGCCAAAGUGGACCAAGGAGCACGGCUACCAAAUCCCCGAGCGGUAUGCUUCGCGCAAGAGGGAGGUGAUGCUGGCGCUGACGCCCACCAACGAGACGGCCUUGCCGAUUGUUUGCAACGGGACUCUGGUCUGGCACGGGGUGUAG
Messenger RNA from Ustilaginoidea virens, 606 nucleotides. RefSeq lists its product as uncharacterized. Gene Ontology annotation, biological process: cell wall macromolecule catabolic process; peptidoglycan catabolic process. Bases 1 to 606 code for a protein of 201 amino acids. The record is from RefSeq and is a predicted model, not a curated record. Gene Ontology annotation, molecular function: lysozyme activity. The transcript is spliced from 3 exons. Lineage: Eukaryota; Fungi; Ascomycota; Sordariomycetes; Hypocreales; Clavicipitaceae.